CUGUCACCCAGGCUGGAGUGCAGUGGCAUGAUCUCGGCUCACUGCAACCUCUGCCUCCUGGUUCAAGUGAUUCUCCUGCCUCAGCCUCCCAAGUAGCUGGGAUUACAGGUGUGUGCCACCACACCUGGCUAAUUUUUGUAUGUUUAGUAGAGAUGGGGUUUUGCCAUAUUGGCCAGGCUGGUCUCGAAUUCCUGACCUCAAGUGAUCUACCCACCUUGGCCUCCCCAGGUGUUGGGAUUACAGGCAUGAGACACUGCACCUGGCCCAUUAUAAGCAUUUUUGAAAACAUCAUCCCAAACAAAAACUGAAACUUUGACAAUAACAUACAUCUAACUAUGUGGUUCCCCCUUUCCCACCCCUUUUGUUUCUCACCAUCUGAGGUGAGCAUUUGAAACCCAUUUUUAUCAUUCCCUUGCUUUCCUUUUUAUGCAGUUUUAUGCAUCUGCAUGUAUUUUUUAAACUAAAAAAGGUAUUGUGUUGCAUGUAAUCUUUUGGAGUUUAUUCAAUUCUUGUUUCAAUUUUGGUGGACUGUUGAUUUCAGGAAUUUUUUCAAAGGUCCUAUGAUUUUCUUUUAUUCAUCCUUGCAGAGGGGAUUUAUGCUUGCCUAGGGUUGACAUACAAUCAAAUGAUUGAUUUGGGAUCUGUAUGAAAUUUUAUAGCAGUUCCUGGUCAGAAUCAAAGGCAGAACAGAAGGCUGUAGGCUGCCAUUGUGGGGACCCAGCAGGCUGUGUGGACUGAGUGGGGCGCUGUCUCCAGUUAAACAUUUUCUCUCCACUGCCACAUCCAACACUGGCCACUGGGUGUGGCAGCUCCCAUCAGAGCAAGUUGUGGUCGUGUUUCUGUGAUGUCUGUCCCUGGAAGGAGGCACAGAGGCAGCAAGCAUUCCUGUGGUGCCUCAGCUGGCCCCGCCACUCCUUUCUCAGAUUAGAACACCCUUCAGGGAUCUAGAAAUAUUCUUUAUUCAGAUGGAAACAAUCAUAGUAACAGGCCAUUCUACCAAUUGGAUAGAGCUGUUUCUUCAUAAGCCAUAAACCUAAGACUAAUCCUAAUCUGUUUCCUAACUUGUGUUUUAACGCAUACCCGGAUUCUAACUGCCAUGGUCUUUUCUGCAGAAUGUGUUCUAGUCCCUACAUCCUAAUUUAUACCCCAACUUCCAUUCAGACCUUUCCCUUUUUCAAUUUCAUGAACCUUUCCCCUGAACCUCUAACAUCUGUGACUGCUCCCAGCUCCUUUCCUUCCUCCCAUUCCUGCCAAAUGCUAGCCAUGAACUGCUAUUUAGUUAGCACUUACCGUAAGCUAGACGCUGGGGUCAUUGCUCAUUGUGUAUCAUCUCAGCUAGCUGAUAUCCUACUCUAUGAGAUGUAACGUUAGUUUUUCCAUUUUACAGAUGAGAAAACUGAGGCUCAAUGAGAUGAAUUUGGACAAAGUCCAUAUCUCUGGUGAAGCUAGGAUUUGAUCUAGUGGUGUUUUUUUGUUUUGUUUUGUUUUUGAGACGGAGUCUCACUCUGUUGCCCAAGCUGGAGUGCAAUGUGCGAUCUCAGCUCACUGCAAGCUCCACCUCCUGGGUUCAUGUGAUUCUCCUGCCUCAACCUCCUGAGUAGCUGGGACUACAGGUGCCCACCACCACGCUUGGCUAAUUUUUGUAUUUUUAGUAGAGACAGGAUUUCACUAUGUUGGCCAGGCUGGUCUCGAACUCAUGACCUUGUGAUCCUCCUGCCUGGGGCUCCCAAAGUGCUGGGAUUAAGGGUGUGAGCCACCGUGCCUGGCUGUUUUGUUUUUUAAAGUUAUGAUGCCUUUGGCUGUAAGUGAAAGAAAACUUAAAGUGGACUUAAUAAUGAAAUUUACUAUUUGACAUAAAAAGGCUGGUUAAUUCCAUGGCUCUACAUUACCCUCAGGACCCUGGCCUUUCUCCUCUACCAUCCACCCUUGAUGUGUCCAGGACUUGGCUCCAGGUUAGCUUUCCACAAGGCUUCCACAUGCCUGCCAGCAUUCCAGCCUCACAUCCCCCAAAAGUCUAGGGGCAGGAAUGGACAUCGUUUCGUCUUGUGCAUCUCUGUCUCUCUCGCUUGCUCUAAUGUGAUGUGAAUCUUUUCUUUAAGAGCAAAGAAACUUUUCCCAGGACCCUCCCCUGCCCCAGCAGAUUUCCCCUCAUAUUAUCCAGAAUGCUGGAAGCCCGUGCCUAAGCGGUCAUGGGGAAGGAGCAUGGGACCAUGCUUAGACUAAUCCAGCUCAUUCCUCCAGGCUGGCUCUCCAAGCCUCCCUGAUGAAGUUUCUGGCUCCUCGGAAGAAAGGAAAUGGGGGUCAGGAAUAGGUAUAAGCUGUGAUAGUGUCUGUCACAGAAUCCCAAGUCUGGUUGUUAAGCUUGACACGCUGCUGCUAUUCUGGGCUUGCCCCUCGGCUCCCAUCCUCACUCUAACAUAUUUCCUCAGCUGUGAGGUAAGUCCCCACAACUCUAAAUGACACAUUCUAAGGCUGUCCUUGGCAGAACAGUGAGGAACAUGAAAUGUGUGCCUUGGAGCCCAGUGCUCUUAUGUAAUUCCCCUGGGAUGUCAGUGCCGUCCUUGGUCAGCGCAGGCAUGGUCACUGGAGGUGGCGAGAGGAGCAGAGCUCUGCCUCAGAAACAUGGGCCCUGAGCCCUCAGCCUGGCCCUGACCCAGCCCCAGAACUUUUUGUUUUGUUUUGUUUUUUGAGGUGGGGUCUGGCUGUGUUGCCCAGUUUGGACUGAAACUCCCGGACCCAAGUGAUCCUCCCACCUCAGCCUCCUCAGUACGUUGAUGUGAGCGUGGCUGCACCCGGCCCAGAGUUGGGUUUUAAUCAUGUUUCCUCCUCCUCUGAGAUCUCAUCUUCCUGGUCUGUGCUUUUUCUUCUCUUAGAAUCCAAAUUUUUUAUUUUAUUUUAUUUUUUUAACAAAUUCUAACUUGCUCCCUAGUGUUACCGCCCACCCCUACAACAACUUUAUCCUGUUUCCUUCCCUCAACCCCCACAGCUUUUCUGGCUCCCAUAGAGUGCACACUCGGCCACUGUGGCCGGAGCCUGGCUCAUUUGUUGAACGGAUGACUCUGAUUAUAGCAGGUAUUCAGUAAGCCACUCUUGUUAAAUUAUUGAAAAUAAACGAUGUUACUCCCUAGAGGUGUCUAGGUUCCUUUUUUUUCCCCCAUCACCUGUCCUCUUUCACCUCCCCUCUGGGCCCUGGCUUCCCUCAAAGAUCCUUUCUCCAGGUCCCCCAUCUCCUUUGAUGAAGACUCAUGAGGAACACAGUGUCCACCUCUCAGGCAGGCGCUCAGGAAGGAAGUCACUGAGACAGAGCUCAGUGGCCCGAAUGGUUUCUGCUCCCUCACCUCCCACGUCCCACCUCAGGGCUUCCUUCGGUUUGGGCCCUGCCCCACGAGCGGGACCACCUUUGUCCUGGACAGACAGACCUGCUAGCCUCUGCUCUACAGUUCUGCCGGCCUUGGCCCUGGCUGUCCUCACACGAGUGACCCCUCCCUUCUCUCCUUCCUUAGCCCCGCCUCCUUCCUCUAGCCCCACAGCCCUGGACACGGUACACACAGACCAGAGCCUUGGCUCAAAGGCAAACAAAAGGAAAUGCCCGGCUCCCCAUGGCUGUGGCCAGCACCUUCAUACCAGGGCUCAACCCUCAGAACCCUCAUUAUAUCCCAGGGUACACUGGACACUGCCCACUACUUCGGUUCAGCAUGGGCCAGACCUAUGGGCAGGUGACUGGUCAGCUACUUCGAGGCCCUCCUGGCCUAGCCUGGCCCCCUGUCCACCGCACACUUCUGCCUCCCAUUCGGCCUCCAAGAUCUCCUGAGGUUCCCAGGGAGAGUCUACCUCUCAGGCGUGGGCAAGAAAGGCUCAGCUCCAGCAUGAUCCCUGGGUACACAGGUUUUGUACCCCGAGCACAGUUCAUCUUUGCCAAGAACUGCAGCCAGGUCUGGGCCGAGGCUCUGAGUGACUUUACUCACUUGCAUGAAAAGCAAGGGAGUGAAGAGCUGCCAAAGGAGGCCAAGGGAAGAAAGGACACAGAGGAGGACCAGGUGCCAGAGCCGGAGGGGCAGCUGGAGGAGCUGACACUGGAGGUGGUGGAACAAGCUUCUCCCUACUCCAUGGAUGACAGGGACCCUCGGAAGUUCUUCAUGUCAGCUUUCCUGUGCUCACCAACCAGGCACUGCAGGAAUUUGGGCAGAAGCACUCACCAGGCAGUGCCCAGGACCCCAAACAUCUCCCCCCGCUUCCCGGAACAUACCCUCAGAACCUGGGUCUUUUACCUAACUAACUAUGGGGGCUACGUGCCAGGGUAUAAGUUCCAGUUUGGCCACACAUUUGGCCAUCUCACCCAUGAUGCUCUGGGCCUCAGCACCUUCCAGAAGCAGCUCUUGGCUUGGGCCCCUGGACAUCAAGUUCCCUUCCCUUUUCAUCCUAUCCCAGCCAUCCUUUUGGAAGGGAGAAAGGUGGGUGGGUGGGAGGGUGGGGGAACACAAAGAGAAAAUGGUCUGGAGGCUGAGCACCUUUUUUAUUAA
Molecule: messenger RNA, 4520 nt
Organism: Pan troglodytes (chimpanzee)
Lineage: Eukaryota; Metazoa; Chordata; Mammalia; Primates; Hominidae
Gene: CIMIP2B
Product: ciliary microtubule inner protein 2B
Exons: 6
Coding region: 3600-4520 (306 amino acids)
Source: RefSeq, a predicted model, not a curated record